GAAAGAAGUCCGCGCAUCACCCGCAAACUGAUGUGUUAAGAGAGAAGUGAGCAGCAGCAGCAGCGCCUGGAUCAGCCGGUUUUUCUUUUCCCUCUCCGGUGUCCUCUCUUUUCUCUCGGCAGACAGCGCGCCUCUCCUCUCGCCUCACAACCCCCAGCUGUCUCGGACCGGCUGCCACAUCAAAUAUAUCUCCUUCAUGAUGGCACGCGCAGUGUGUGGCAUCCAUUGCUCUUCGAAAGCUUGAGAUGGAGAUCCUGCCUGUUAAGUUGUGUGCGCAAGGGAGCAUCUCUCUCGCUGGGCCGCCAGCCUCAACAGGCGAGGCGACGCUGACUGACCUCGCCGUAGAUCUGGCUUGCAUGGUAAGCCACAAAGCACGACAACGAGUUGGUGUCCAUGAGUUCCAUGCGUUCUCUCUUCUGUUACGGUCCCGUGCGUUCUCUCUUUUCUCUCUCUCUCUCUCUCUCUCUCUCUCUCUCAGUAUCGCCUGUGUGACGAAUGGGGCUACAAUGAAGGCGAUAGCAGCAACUUCACGAUUGCUGUCAAAACAGAUGAUGGGUCCAUGCUCUUCUUCCUGAUCAAGUGAGCACACGGGUGCACAGCGUCUGUCAACACGUCUUUCUCUGCAUGUGUGCAUUUGGUUGCCUUCCCUUCAUUCAGGCAUGGUGUGCAGUGGCAAGAUGUGACAGUGAGGGAUAUAAUCCUGGUCAAUGCAGCGGGCGAUGUAGUGCACGGUAGGCAGGGCAACACAAUCUCACCGAUGGUUUGUGUUGGUCAUGGCGGUCAUUCGGCAGGCAGACUGGGGAUGCGGGAGCAAUGAGGCGUGCCCUUCCUCGGCCCACUUUGACGUCAUUGGCUUCCACAUCCGCCGGGCCAUCCACGAGCGCCUGGGUGCGAAUGGUGCUUCCCGAACACAUAGAAAGCACACACAUGAUGCACCCAUACAAUCAUGUGUGUGAAUGGGGCACAUGCACGCACCUGAAUGGCAGGCAGCGUGGUGCUUCACACGCACAUGCCCACUGCCACCACUAUGAGCGUCAUGCGCACGGAGAACGGUUCGCGAAUUACCUGCUCGCCUGCGUCCACUGUCUCACGUGUGGGUCGGUGUGAGUAUGUGUGUUUGCAGGAGGCUUGGUAUUCCCCAUCCAUCAGGCCUCCUGCCGCUUCCACGACAAUGUCGUGUAUGAUGAGAAGUUCAGCGGGUUGGCUUGUGGGCCGGAGGAGGGCUAUGCAGAGGGCAACAGAGUGGCCGACGUCCUCACUGGCGGCGGGGCCACAAGCAGAGUGCGUGCUGUGUUCUUACGAAAUCACGGCCCAAUGAUUGUGGGACGCAACGGUCGGUCAGCAGACGCAAAGACACACACAAUGGAGCCCGCCCGGAUGUCGUGCCUGGUGUGUUUCGAUUUGUCAGUGUGGGAGGCGUUGGAUGAUCUGUACUAUCUCCAUCGAGCAUGCCUCUUCCAAGCAGAGGCUCUCAAGACAGCUGGGGGAGACAUGUCAAGGCUGGCGCCACUCAAAGACGACAUUGCACUCGCCACAUCCAGACAGGUGACACACAUGCUCACAUUCAGUCUCUGUCUUGGCCGUGGGCCAUGUGUGAUGUGUCUUGCUGUGUUCUGACUGAUGCAGUCUGACCAUGUUCGCUCCUUGAAGGGCUGGAAACACAUCUCCUCACACAGGACGCGGCUGCUCAAGGCCAUCCCAUCCAUUGCAGAUGUGUGUUGACAGACAGAUAGCUGUGCUGAGGACUGACAGGCUUGCGUGUUGACGCAUUAGAUAGACGUAGCCAUAGACGUCAUGGGCCGCAGGCUUGCGAAGACGAAGGCGAGAGACCGAUGAGUCAUUCUUGUAUGUCCAACCACAUGCACGUCCG
Vitrella brassicaformis is the source of this 1870-nucleotide messenger RNA. The record is from the annotation of a GenBank genome assembly. Lineage: Eukaryota; Vitrellaceae.